UGUAUUAUACGAAUUUGAAUAAAAAAGAACGAAUUUUUUUUUUACUGAAUAUGAGAUUUCCGCUUAUGCCUCGGCUUUGACUGAGCCAGCCCUGGAUAUACCACAAGGAAAUGCCCCACUUUCUGAUCUCUAUGGCACAGCCAAGCUCAGACUCAGGAAAAACUCUACCACCAAAUGAAGAUUCAAUUUCAGUUCCGAUUAUCGGCCCUCAGUUUUGUGCUUCUUAUCAUGUGGAUCUUGUAAUUAUGAGAAACGCUUUGAGCCUUAAAGAUGGCAGUUUUGUUGUCACUGACGCCUGUGGUAAUAUCUUGUUCUCAGUGAAGGGAAAACUUAUGAGCCUUCAUCACAAUCGGAUCUUGCUCGAUGGUGAUGACAAUCCUCUUGUCAUUAUAAGACGAAAAAUAAUUUCUUUACACAAAAAAUGGUAUGCUUUUAGGGGAGAGAAACCAGAUUUUAAAAACCACCUCUUCACCGUCGGCAAAUCUUCAGUGGUGCAGCUGAUGAAAACCUUUGAUGUGUAUUUGGCCAGUAACACAAAAGAGGAUGUUUGUGAUUUUAGAGUCAAAGGCAACUGGCUGGAACGAGCUUGUGUUGUCUAUGCUGGAGAGUCUUCCACCAUUGUAGCCCAAAUGCACAAAAAGCUUUCUGUGGAUGAAAAGGACAGGUUCAUGGUGACAGUUUAUCCUAACAUAGAUCAUGCAUUUAUAGUAACCCUUAUAGUUAUCCUCGAUGCCAUUUACGACGAUGAUGAUCAGUGAAAUUUCAGGUAUUGUAAGUGCGAUAUCAAUGAAAUAAUCUGCUGUUCUUUUAACGAUUAAGAUAGUUGCUUUUAGUUUCAGGGUUUGUGAUUCUUGAUACAAUUAAGUCUGCAGAAUCCAGCCAUGGAUCCCUUCAAACUGGAACAUUUCUUGAUGCGGGUUCAGCUGGUGGCGGUUGUUGAUUUUCUUAUAUCCCUAUCAAACUGUAUUUUUCUUUCAUAUAAUCAAGUGACUAUUUUAUUGUAAAAUGAUAUAUAUUGUUCUUAUUUUGUGCUAGUUUCGGUAUCAAAUAGUAAUUUAUACCUUCAUUUAAUCAAGAAAGAAAAAGUUUAACGCAUUCCA
Messenger RNA from Mangifera indica (mango), 1100 nucleotides. RefSeq names its product protein LURP-one-related 10-like. The transcript has 3 exons. The coding region runs from base 111 to 758 and encodes 215 amino acids. Lineage: Eukaryota; Viridiplantae; Streptophyta; Magnoliopsida; Sapindales; Anacardiaceae. The record is from RefSeq and is a predicted model, not a curated record.